UCCGCUCCGCUCGUUGGUGGCGAGGUUGCCGAGCCGGUAGCCCGGGAGGACUUGGCCGCGGACCCGCCGCGCGAAAGCCGUGUGGAGGUUAUGGAUGAUAAGCCCGGUCCUGGACCACUGAGUGAGACUUCAGAAUUUCUCUUCUCUUUUGGAGUUAUAGCAGAUAUUCAGUAUGCUGACUUAGAAGAUGGCUAUAAUUUCCAAGGAAACAGACGGCGAUACUACAGACACAGUCUGCUGCACUUACAAGGUGCUAUCGAGCACUGGAAUACAGAAGGCAGCCCGCCCCGCUGUGUACUUCAGCUUGGAGACAUCAUUGACGGAUAUAACGCGCAGUAUAAAGCCUCUGAAAAGUCGCUGGAACUUGUUAUGAACACAUUCCAGAUGCUUAAAGUUCCCGUUCAUCAUACAUGGGGGAACCACGAGUUCUAUAACUUCAGCAGAAACUACUUAACAAAUUCUAAACUUAACACAAAGUUUCUGGAAGACCAGAUUGUGCACCAUCCCGAGACCGUGCCUUCAGAGAACUACUAUGCUUAUCAUUUUGUACCGUUCCCUCAAUUCCGGUUCAUUUUACUGGAUGCUUACGACUUGAGCGUCUUGGGCGUGGAUCAGUCCUCUGCAAAAUACCAGCAGUGUCUGAAGAUACUGAAGGGUCACAAUCCAAACUCGGAAUUGAAUAGCCCUCAAGGACUGUCUGAGCCCCAGUUUGUCCAGUUCAAUGGAGGAUUCAGCCAAGAGCAGCUGAACUGGUUGAACGAAGUCCUCACCUUCUCGGACACAAACCAGGAAAAGGUGGUGAUUGUGAGUAAGUAUUUCAGUUCCUCGAUUGCACCAGCGUCGUGGAGGACGGGAGAGUUAGGUCGAAAGUGCACUGGUAGUAUUUCGGUUGUGAUGUCCUCUUGCUGUGAAAUGAAUGCUUCCAUUCCCCCCCCCCCCCCGCCCCCCCCCCCCCCCCCCGAGAACCUGAGUAUAAGAUUGACGUUUACAGCCGAGCCAGGAAAGAACUGUAAAAUAACAAAAACAUGUUGCCACCUGUUAGUGCCUGGGAGUCGGCCUUUUAGGUUUCAAAGUAGAAUUUCAGCACGGGGGAUCAGUUUACGUAGCACAGUUGACUCUUGAACGACGCAGGGGAUGGGGUGUCGCCCCCUGCACAGUCGAAAAUCCACGUGUAACUUGUGACUCCCUAGAAGCUUAAACUACACGUGGCCUCCUGUUGGCUGGGAGCCUUACGGGUAACGUAAACCAUUGGCUGACACAUAUUUUGUCUGUUACGUGCAUCCUGCACUGUAUUCUUAUAAUAAGUGAGCUAGCGGAAAGAAAAUGUCAUUAAGGGAGUCAUAAGGAAGAGAAGGCACGUUCACAGUCCUGUAAAAAUCUGUGUAUAAGUGGACCCGUACAGUUCAAACCUUUGUUGGCAGUCAACUGUAACAUCUGAGUGUGAAAUUGGGUCCAGGACCCCCCUCCCCCCCCAGACCUCAGCCGGUCAGGCACUGUGGCCGCUGGAUGGAGGCAUCGGCUGUCGAGUGUUGGGGUGUCAGGUGUGACAGACACACCUGGCGGUCAGUACUUCACAUCUGGAGCUGCGUCUGCCGCGUCACUGCAAGGAGAUAAGAUUUACGAGGCUUCUGCUUAGAGUCAUCUUCUACAGAACUGCUGUCGUCGUAGGUUGUAGGAACCUGAGGUGCAGGUGUGCGCACACACACAGAACUGAAUUUGGACUUGGCGUAUGGCUGGUGUCCUUGGUCUGGGGUCUGAGUUUCGAUCCUCGCUGUAGAAUUGAUGCGGCGCAGUGGCUGAGAAGACCGUGCUCGGGGUCCCAGGGACAGGACGCCAUUCCGUGCACGGGUGUUUGCGUGAGCUGUGUGACUGGGUAAACGUGGAACCUUCAGACCGAUUCUCUGAGUGUUGCAUCACAUGGAAUCAUGGCCACGAAAACCCCUCGAAAACGACGGGCUAGUCUGACAGCUGGCGAUAGAAACGCGUAUGUCUCUAAGUGUGGUUUUUACUUGGUGAUCCUGCACCGUGGGAAAACACGUAGACGGAGCAGGGCUGUUGGGGCUACCGUUAGAUCAAGUGUCCUUCCAGGCUGGGAGGACACAAGGUGCCCCGGGGUCAUUGGUGCGACGCGACACUCCCUGACUCCUCCGUAGCUGGUCUCAUUGUUGACUUGUCUCUGUUCAGCUUCCUGCUGCCAGGCCGGCCCUGUCACUUCCGAGGACACUGGCGCGGAAAGGGACCUACGGGUCGUGCCGGCAAACCUGCCAGUGUCAAAGAUCAGGAAACAGAGAAAUGAAGCAACGUGGUUCUUUCGGUAGCGUGUGGUUUUGGCAGGGACUAGAGCCCACCCCAGCCUCCUUCCCCCCUUGUCUUUUUACUUCAGGGCACCUGUCUCCGUUAGCGUCUCUUAGGUUUCUGCCUGUUGCCGUAAGCUGAGAAACCGGAUGAACGAACCUUUAACAACUGAGUGCUCAGGUUCUCUAUGGCAAAGUUUAAAAUGGCUGAUAGCCCUUGGCUUUCGUUUUUCUGUGCUCCUUCGCUUUGAUUUUGGGUACCCACAGGCCAUUUGGCCUGCGUCUUGGAAGACUGACACGGCUGGUGGCCGACAUCUGGUGGGGACACCGCAGCAGGACGGGGUUCUGGGUGGAGGAUUCAGCAGUUGGGGUUUGGAAGCGUGAAGUUUCAGAGGCCGCUAGACUCACUGGAGAUGCUGAGGAAGCAGUUUGGCUGUUUGAGUCUGACAUUCGCGGUGGGGAGUCCGGGCGGGAUGUAACCACGAGGGACUUGGAAGGUGCCCGUGACGGUCGGAACUGUGGAUUCCUGGAUCGCCAAGGCAUCAGGCGCGAGUGGAGAAGGGACCCAGGGACCGAGUGUUCAGGCGCUCCCAGGAAGAAGCGGGGAGUGAGAAUUCGUGGAAACGUCCGUGGAGCAGGGAGGAAGAAGAGGAGGACUGGUGAGGUUCUGGCAGCCUGGGGCCUCCGGGAUGGGGAGACGGUCCCUGGGUCACGUGUUUCCAGGUCUCUCGAUCUGGAAAGUCACCCGGCCUCUCUGGACCCUGAGCCCUUAGCACGGCCUCAGGAGUGGGCGUGUGUCGUGCGUGGGCACACUCGUAAAUUCUUUGGACGCCUUUGGCUCUGUCUUUAGGGAGCUAUUAAUCCUCCAUAGUACAAACUAAAUAGAAACAAAACAGAACAAAAAUUCAGAAUAAAUGUCAGAAUAAAAAUAACAGUUUAAGGAACAGAAAAGGAAAGUGACGUAAGGGGAAGAAGCAAAGCCAAGUGAGCUGUUGUGCCCACGCUGCAGACCAACAGACGGGGUGGCCUCACGUGUGUUCAGGAAUUCGAGACUCUCCUGGCUCUCCCUCCAUGCACCUCCUGUGGGACCUAGGAUAAAUAGUCCCUGCUUUACCUCACUUUUCGUCUCCGUUAAAUGGCUCCGACUGCCUUGAUCUCGUGGAGGUGUUUACAGUGGCGUGCAUCCAUUUUAACGCACUGAGUGUCUGUGUAAGUGACCUAUGACCCGUUGACCCAUCCCUGAACUGUUGUUACAUUUAGGAGUACCUCUUUCUGCGUCUCUGCCGCUCGUGUCUGAGGAAAUCGGCGAGACGGAUUCCCACACAGCAUCCGCCUGACUUCUGCGGACGCCCUCAGGGUUUCUCCAUGUCUGUGCGUCUUCAGACGCUCUGGGCGUAGGGAGCCAGGGGUUCUGGCCUCUCCCCGUGUAUGCGGACUGCCUCCCUGUGUCUACGCUGCACAGAUGUGGCUGUAGAUUAGCCAGUUCUUCGCGUAUGUGGAUUUUCUCUGGCCUUAGUCCAUCUGGAAGAAGUAGCAACGUGCUUUUUUUUUUUUUUUUUUUUCCCUUCCCCGUGAGUACUAGCUUUUAGCCAUUUCUUUUGAUGAAAGAGACAUUUCCUACUCGGCUCAUAACUCUUCUUCUCUUUAACUAACAGGCCAUCUUCCCAUUUACCCAGAGGCCUCUGACAGUGUGUGCCUGGCCUGGAAUUACAGAGACGCGCUGGCCGUCAUUUGGUCCCACAGGUGUGUC
Molecule: messenger RNA, 4044 nt
Organism: Panthera uncia (snow leopard)
Lineage: Eukaryota; Metazoa; Chordata; Mammalia; Carnivora; Felidae
Gene: ADPRM
Product: ADP-ribose/CDP-alcohol diphosphatase, manganese dependent
Exons: 3
Coding region: 91-1122 (343 amino acids)
Molecular function (GO): ADP-ribose diphosphatase activity; manganese ion binding; 2',3'-cyclic-nucleotide 2'-phosphodiesterase activity
Source: RefSeq, a predicted model, not a curated record